AUGCAAACCAACACCAACAGCCACACAAGGGCGUCAACUGCAUCCCCAUCGCCAAUCAGUCAGUCCUCGGGAGGUGAUACAUCGCUCGGCAAGCCAUCUCGGAAAAGAAUAUACCAUGUCAUGGAUAUUGCAGCGGCUUUUGUAGCUCUGGCUUGCCUAGCGCUGUCAAUUUUGGUAGUCUCGAACGACCACCUCUCUUCGUAUCUUGGUACCGGAAAUCGUCAGCUCAUCGUUAUCGGGUUUCUUCUCAGCAUCAUGAACCUGUGCCUAGGCAGUGUCACGCCGACGUUCUUCUUACUUCUCGAAGCCCGUGUUGGGAAUUCCACGCUACAGAAUUACGACGGAAUUCUUCGCAACACACCUAUGGCAUCCAAACUGAGCUUUGCCUGGCGCAUGGUCCUUGUUACCAUGCUAGCCCUUCCCGUUGGCCUCAGUGCAGCGUACAAAACCUUCACAGGCGGUGAGAGCAGCAUGAAGAUUCAUGCUCCCGACUACAUUACAAACGCCAUGUACUUUGGUCUUUUUAGACCGCCAGCCACGGCAUCAUCAAUGCACGGGGUUUCAUUCUUUUUCAACGCAACCAACUCGUUUCGAGAUGCAAGUGAACGAGCAGCGAAUCUCUCUGAACCUCCGCUGCCAACUUUCCCUCAAGCUUACGGCUACAACAUCCUACUGCUUAAUAGUUCCAGCGCCGCGCAACUCGACAUUCUAGAUCCCAAUUAUAUCCUCAAGAUACAGAAGUUGCUUGCUCCCGGCGAGUCGUGGAACAUCACUGCGUCUGUGCUCGGUACCGUCGCUACCCUCAACAAAUCGGCGGCCACCGAAGAGGACUUUAAGUCCGCCUGCAAUGAGAUGGAAUCCAACCACACUUGGUACCAUGAAAGUAAAGACCUAUUCGUGGGAUCUUCGGCAUGCUCGCUCUCCUUAACGGAUAGAAAAGAGGAAUCGGACCAAUCGUUGCAGUAUGUCGGUUUAGCACCGGGCAAUCCGAAUUGCACGCAGUACGCACCACAUAAUAUCUACACCUACAAUAUCUACCGACAGCCAUGUCGGGGUACGUGGUCCGUCAGCAGAGGUGGCUUUCGGCUUCUCGAGGGUUGUUGUGAUGACCAUAUCCUGGACUGGGACAAACAGCAGGUAAUUCAGUGGCAAUAUUCGGCACUUCCAUCAUGGUACACGUGUGUUUUGAUUGAGAUGCUGAGAACCUUCUGCCUCUAUCCUUCCAAAGAGCAUGACGCUUAUCGAGGCAAUCGGUCUGUUUGGAUGAUGCCGUACAUGUCAGUCUCUGUGGCUACCAUGAUGUGGUCAUCGACCGUGUCAAAGCAGGUGACCUCUUUCGACUCUGAGACAUUCGACAAAGGUCGAGAGAUAUUGACCACUCAAAACAAGACACAUGUUACAUUUGAAGAAGCUUCUAUUUUUUAUCAUAUAAAGAUGGACGAAGGCAACCAGACGGUCAUCUACACCCGGCCAACACUACAAACGUCUCCCUGGCUCUAUCUGGUCUUGAGCAUUCAGCCCUUUCUGCUGUUAAUUUUCCUUGGAACGAUUGCACUACUUCACACAGUUCCCUUGGACAAGGGAUUCGGCCUGAUAUCAAUUCUAUCGGGCGUUGAGCACCGAGGUCUGGAUAGCUUGAGCGGGGCUUCACUAUCCGGAGAGCUUAAGCGACCUGUCAAGCUAACCAUGAGCCCUGUGGCCCCCGUCCAAGGCGACGAGAAGAGUACUAUCAAGUUCGUCCAAUAUUCCUCCGAUACUGCAUCCGCAGCCAUUGACCCACAUCAUUUUUCAGGAUUUCGAACCAAUUUUACUGUCUUCAAACGGGCUCUUUGCAGGGAUUUGAAACCGAUCAUAUCUUCGUGCUUUCCUGCGCUCAAUUCGAUGCAAACUGGACUAGCUUCCUCAGGAAGGAGACUCAACAUAGGUGGACACGCGCGUCUGGAAGCGUACGUAAGGAUCUUAGAGCCAGCAAGCUGGAAGUUCUUUGAUACGGAGGUAUCCAACAAAAACACGAGCGUGGUCUUCAUCUAUGUUUAUGGACAGGCAAAGAUCGACUGGGCAGGUCAUCGCGUGCCGCAGGAGGUGAUUGAUCGGAUUAUGGCGGAGGUCGGAAAGUGGCCUAUGGGCCUAGAAGAGGCGAAGAGGGUGUGA
Messenger RNA from Colletotrichum lupini, 2151 nucleotides. RefSeq lists its product as uncharacterized. Lineage: Eukaryota; Fungi; Ascomycota; Sordariomycetes; Glomerellales; Glomerellaceae. The record is from RefSeq and is a predicted model, not a curated record. The transcript is spliced from 4 exons. The coding region runs from base 1 to 2151 and encodes 716 amino acids.